AUGUGGACGGAGAAAUUGCCUACUACCGUGCGCCCCGGUCCGGGUCCCCGGUCCUGCAGAUUUCCCCCAGUCAGAGCUCCUCAAAAACUGUUCCGUCCGGAGCCCUUUACUGGGGCCGUAUCGCGGGCAUGUCACCGCAACCCAUCGGGGCACCCAGGAACCCCGCCAUUGAGCAGCCUUUGGUGA
This is a messenger RNA of Colletotrichum lupini, 186 nucleotides long. RefSeq lists its product as uncharacterized. The record is from RefSeq and is a predicted model, not a curated record. The transcript has a single exon. NCBI's taxonomy places the organism in Eukaryota, Fungi, Ascomycota, Sordariomycetes, Glomerellales, Glomerellaceae. Bases 1 to 186 code for a protein of 61 amino acids.